Messenger RNA from Suillus paluster, 767 nucleotides. RefSeq lists its product as uncharacterized. The record is from RefSeq and is a predicted model, not a curated record. The transcript is spliced from 17 exons. The coding region runs from base 171 to 641 and encodes 156 amino acids. Lineage: Eukaryota; Fungi; Basidiomycota; Agaricomycetes; Boletales; Suillaceae.
GAACGGAAGAGCAAUUUGCCUAACCAUAUGAUAUUCAAAACGAACGUUUCUGCGAGUCAGUCUGUGAACUGGGUCAGAAAUUUGGCUCCCCAAAGAUAUAAAGGCCACACUCCCUGCAUCGAGUCUGCAGUCAAUACUCCAAGUGACACCCUCUUAUCAAUCUAACCACCAUGAAGCUCGUUUUGUCUUUUGUUUUUGUUGCUAUCGCUUUGGUACAGACCACAAUGGCAGCGCCCGUGGUCGACAAACGCGCGGAGAAGACCCUCGAAGCUCGUUCGCGCAAGGGAUAUAGCAUCCCUGCGGACUCCUCUGAUAUCGAAGCUCGUUCGCGCAAGGGAUAUAGCAUCCCUGCGGACUCCUCUGAUAUCGAAGCUCGUUCGCGCAAGGGAUACAGCAUCCCCGCGGACUCUGAUAUCGAAGCUCGUUCGCGCAAGGGAUACAGCAUCCCCGCGGACUCCUCUGAUAUCGAAGCUCGUUCGCGCAAGGGAUACAGCAUCCCCGCGGACUCCUCUGAUAUCGAAGCUCGUUCGCGCAAGGGAUACAGCAUCCCCGCGGACUCCUCUGAUAUCGAAGCUCGUUCGCGCAAGGGAUACAGCAUCCCUGCGGACUCCUCUGAUGUCGAAGCUCGUGAUAUCGACUAAGCAUAAGAUCAGAAGCUCGGGGUUGUGGGCCCCGGUCGCGGGUGAAGGUCUUUCCUUAGCGCAAAUUAGUUCAAUAACUAUGUUUAUCAAUGGUUCACCUGCAACGAGGGCUUCGUCCGUUUCUCC